ACGGUGAACCGAGAACCGAGAACGCGAGCACUGAGCAUUGAGCAGCGAUCGUGGAGUGGCUAGCGUUGAUCGUUGAUCAUCUCGAGUUGUUAAUUGUUGCGCUUUGUGACCGUGCUAAAUGUUUCGCUUUGUGGCCCGGGCUUAGGCAUGUCGACAUCAGCUGCCGCCGCCAGUGGUUGAGCAAUUGCAGAACAUAGAGCGACACAGUUAUUCCAUGUGUAUAAAUAGUCUGACAAACGAGGUCUUCUUUAAACUCUGUCUGUGACUUUCUCGCUGCUACACUGAGUAUUGUCGUCGAUUGUAUUGAUAAAGUAAGACAGCAGUGCAGUGCAGUUGAGCGGCGACGUUAACUGGAACAACAUGAACAAAUUGCGAACUCUGCUGCCGGGCCAGCAUGCCAAAGACACAGCGCGCAAUUCGGUCGCCCUGGAACCGGAGAUUGGCUUCCAGAUAACCAUUGAGACGCACGACCCAAAGGAGGGCAGUCAGCAGAGCUUUGCGGGCUCAAACGGUACGGCGGGCGUACCCGAGUUGAAUGUGCACCUGAUUGCGGCGCGACACCUGCCUUCCCUAUUCGGCUUCAAGAUCGUUCAGGGCUAUCUAAUAAAGGUUAAACUGUUUCCCGGCACUAAGCGCUUGGAUAGCAGCGUUCAGACCAACACAUGGCCCAAGUUCAAUGAAAAUUUCAAGUUUCCUCUAGUGCCAGACAUUAAGCCAUCCCUGAAGCAUGGCUCCGCCUUCUCCUCCAGACGCCAGGUGCAGAGACGCACGAGUGGCGACACUUCCGCACCUGAAGAGCUUUUCGCCGGCCAAUUCGUGGUGUUUACAGUAUAUGCUCUGCUGGAGCUGCCUGCCGCCAGUUUCAAUCGAUUCAACAAGACCUAUCGCUCCCUAAAAGAUAAGAGCUCCACUUUCGUGCAGCGGCUCUCCUCCGGCGAAGUCCAGACUGAAAAUGGGUCAACGCCAAAGAAUGGAAAGAGCAAGAAGACAACAGAAAAUCCUAGGGAUGCCAUGCCACCGUUAACAAUAAGUGAAUCACGUAGAAAUAUAGGUUCCGUCACUUGCUAUCUGGAGCCGAAGCUGUUUAAGCGCAAUUCUCGCACCGGCUGCUAUUCGACUGAGGAGCUCUGGCUGCCCAUUAAAGAUAUAACCACAACCGUUUCAAAAACAACGCCCAGCAACAACAACAACAACAGCAGCAGCAGCAGCAGCAGCAACCUCACGAAUGCGCCCAAGGGCGUGGUGGAGUUGGCGCUGGAGGUGCGCGAUCUCAGCGAGAGCGAGGGCACGGGCCCUAGUCCGCAGCCCACGGAGACGAAGGACAUUCCAGUGGCGGCAGGUGCCAACAAUUGGCAGCGCAUGACGGCCGAGGUGAAGCGCAAGAUGGGCAUCAGCAAUGUGGCCAAUGGGGCGGGUGGUCCACUCAUGCUGCGGGUAACGACUUCGCGAAUGCGCUGCUCCAACAAGGUCAAGGAUGAGCUGGAGGCAACAGCCGGCGGCGGUGUCUAUGUGAAGACCACCGUGUUCGAGCACGGCAUCUAUGUGGAUGCCUGGAAGUCGCCCGUGUUCUUCCCAUCAUUAUCCACCAAAUGGGACGGCUCUGGCGGCGAUGAGGCGACCAUAUGUGUGCCAUUGCGCAGCCUGGAUCAGCUGGAGAACAUUGUGAUACGCAUUACGCUGGCCACCAAGCUGAAAAUGGCCAAGAAACUGGUGCUGGGCACGGUUAUAGUCAGCGGCGCUGACAACGCCUCCGAGUCGGGCAUGGAGCAGCUGCGUCUGCUGCGCGAUUCCCCGCUCAAUGAGCGCGUGGCCACGUGGCACUGUUACCACUAGCUAAGCUAGCCAACUUUAAGAAUAGUUCCAAAUCGCAGUUUGUGUUUAAGUACAUAUAUGAUUAAAUUUAUAUGCUCAAG
Drosophila navojoa is the source of this 1913-nucleotide messenger RNA. RefSeq lists its product as uncharacterized. NCBI's taxonomy places the organism in Eukaryota, Metazoa, Arthropoda, Insecta, Diptera, Drosophilidae. The record is from RefSeq and is a predicted model, not a curated record.